Molecule: messenger RNA, 1719 nt
Organism: Toxotes jaculatrix (banded archerfish)
Lineage: Eukaryota; Metazoa; Chordata; Actinopteri; Toxotidae
Gene: ostf1
Product: osteoclast stimulating factor 1
Exons: 10
Coding region: 110-754 (214 amino acids)
Biological process (GO): signal transduction
Molecular function (GO): protein binding
Source: RefSeq, a predicted model, not a curated record
CGCCGCCUAUCUGAACUUCCUCAUUGGGAGUGAUAGCACAGUCCAGCGACAUUUCUGUCUGAAGUAGUACAUUGAGCGUUUCGUUUCAUUUUACCUCCGAUCCUCGCAAAUGUCGAAGCCUCCUCCCAAGCCGGCCAAGCCAGGCCAAGUCAAGGUGUUCAGAGCAUUAUUCACCUUUGACCCCAGAACGCCAGACGAGCUGUACUUUGAAGAAGGAGACAUUUUGUAUAUCUCUGACACAAGUGACACUAAUUGGUGGAAGGGGACAUGCAGAGGAAGGACAGGACUAAUUCCAAGUAACUAUGUGGCUGAGCAGGCAGAGUCUAUUGACAAUCCAAUGCACGAAGCAGCCAAACGAGGCAAUUUGAGCUGGCUGAGGGAAUGUGUGGAAAACAAGGUUGGAAUUAAUGGCUUGGAUAAAGCUGGAAACACUGCCCUCUACUGGGGAUGCCAUGGAGGACAUAAAGAUGUGGUGGAGCUGUUGCUCAACCAGCCCAAUGUGGAGCUCAACCAGCAGAAUAAACUUGGGGACACUGCUCUGCAUGCUGCUGCCUGGAAGGGUUAUUCUGACAUUGUGGAAAUGUUGCUGAACAAGGAUGCGAGGACAGACAUCAGAAACAAUGAGAAUAAGCUGGCUCUGGAGAUGGCCACCAACGCCCAGUGUGCUUCACUUCUCAAAAGGAAGCAGGGAAGCACUGUCACCCGCACACACAGCAAUGCUGAAGAGUAUUUGGAUGAUGAGGACUCAGACUGAGCUGACCCUGUUGAAACGUGUCACUGUCUUCCAUUGGGUUUGAGGUGGGGGGGGGGGGGUUGUGGAGCUUGGAGAGUUUUCUCACUGACCUGAAAUGGAUUUGCUGCUUUGUUUUCAACUGUAACUCCAUUUUAGUUCCAUUCAUUUUUACAAACACCUCAGUUCACGACCCUCUGCAUCACAUCAGUGUGAAUUUCAAAGCAUUGAAUUAAUGCGUUUUUACAGUUUGCCUGCUUUGCCAAGUGCAUUUCCACAUGUCAGGAAUUUGUCUUGGAGCAUCCGUUGCACACUGUGGGCUGAGGGACAUUAUAAAUGUAGUAGUGGAAAUGGGACCAAAGCUCUAAGAAGCACAUUCCAAGAGUACAGAUUAUGUUUAACCCAUUUAAACUGGGAAUUAAAGUGCCAGUGCAGAUUAAAAGAUUGAUCAGGUCUGUUUUCGGGCUCCACUCAAAUUACUGAACUGCAGAAUCACUGAAAUGGAAUCAGAAACAGGUAAUCUCUUACAGCUUGGCGCUCUGUCACAACUACGCAAAUUUCUAUCUAUUUAUGUACAUUAGGGAGGCAAAAGAAUGUAUUUAGCCUUAAUAUUUCCCCUCAAAAUGGGAUGUGUUGAGUGACCCAAAGACACAUUUUCCUGUGUUAUCUGCUUAGUCAAAUUAAGGGAUCACUAAUGUGCAUAAAUGGUUAAUAGGGGUAAAGCAUCUGUGAACUGCUGCAUAUGGCCGUUAUCUUCACCUCCCCCUCAUAAUGUCCUAAAAGUCACCUGUUAUUUUUGCUGCAUGUAUUUUGAUCUGUUAUAACAUUUCCACUGCCAACAUCUUCAAUCAAUUCAGUGUAACAAAAAAAAAUCUGCCCUGUGUAAAACAGACUUUCCAUUAUUCUUUCAUCUUUCAAGCUUUUGAUGGUUUGAUUUCCAUCCUGGGAGCAAUUUUCUGGUUAUUUUGCUGCUUUCCAACAAAUUAUAU